This is a messenger RNA of Amphimedon queenslandica, 985 nucleotides long. RefSeq lists its product as uncharacterized. The record is from RefSeq and is a predicted model, not a curated record. NCBI's taxonomy places the organism in Eukaryota, Metazoa, Porifera, Demospongiae, Haplosclerida, Niphatidae. The coding region runs from base 5 to 928 and encodes 307 amino acids. The transcript is spliced from 6 exons.
UCCAAUGUAUUAUCAACAAUACAAUGGACCAUUGAAUUAUGAGCUUGAUAGCAGUAAUGGAUUAAUACCAAUGGAGCAUAAUGACUAUCCACUGAUAUCAGUUAUGAUAAAACAAAUUCCUUCAGUUACUGAAUUUUCAUCUACUACAAUAAGAAUGCUGCCUGACCACUUAGCCAGUUUACAUUACACUACCUUAUCAAGCACUACCAAUACCUUAUUAAGCAGUGUACCCUCAUCAAGUAGCUUAAUCGUGACCACUACUCCCUCUCCGACUCUCUCUACUACUGAGUCAAUAACUACACCAUUGUCUAAUAUUAAAUGCAGUCAUCCUGUACUGUCAAAAGGAAGUAUCAGUACAACAGAAGUCACUCGUACACAAAACACUGUAUCACAACGCAGUCCUACCAGUGAAGUAUUAGUCACUUCAAGUAGCAGUGCUGUUACUACUACCUCACUGAACACUACAUCAAUGGAAAGUACACCUGAUCAAAGUACAGGGAGUCUAAUAUUAGCAGGAAGUAUUAGUACAGCAGUAUUUAUAUUACUGGUAGUUACUAUACUAGUAAUAUUAAUAGUGAGUGUAUUAGCGUGUAGGAGAAAACAGUUAGGUACUGGCAAUACUAAAAGUAAUAACGAAAGUAUAGCAGAGGAACAUAAACAAGAUGAGAAACAGAACGUUUUAUCCAAUAUAUCUGUUAAUGCUGCUUAUGGUGUUAUUGGUGGAAAUGAAAAUGAUGUUUAUAGUAAUCCUGCUUAUGGAAUCAACACUGUAAUGACACAAAGUAUUAAUGAAGAACUAUUGGUGUAUGAUGAACCAUUAGUGUACGGUAAACCAAGAACAAUGAAUAAUAAACAAGAGGUUAUUGUAAUGCCAGCACAUAAUGAAGCAUAUACACAACAGAGAGAAGAAGAAGAGUUGUGUAUCUAACAUAUGAACAAAAUUAAUCACCUCAGCACAUCCAUGAAUUGUACUAAAAUAUUAUUG